Messenger RNA from Cuscuta europaea, 1055 nucleotides. The record is from the annotation of a GenBank genome assembly. Lineage: Eukaryota; Viridiplantae; Streptophyta; Magnoliopsida; Solanales; Convolvulaceae.
AAAAUAAACCCUUCUUCAACCCCGUCGUCGCUUCUGUAAAACACUGACAGUAAUACCGAUGCUGAUCCAACGCUCUAUACUGGUCCGAGCUCUGUACCGGCGUUGCCGUCACUUCUCACAGUCUGCCGCAGCAGUCUCAGCCCCAUUAGAAUAUCCAUCUCCGGAAUCUCCAACUUUUACAUACCUAGACGGGUUACCGAAACCCGACCCUAAGUACGCGGAGACCAUUCAUGCAAUUCCGCGAGCUCUGUCCGGAAAGAACAUCUCCGCCAAGGAGAGAAAAGCUGGCCGAAUUCCCAGCAUUGUUUUUGAGCAAGAAGAUGGACAGCACGGCGGCAACAAGCGGCUCAUUUCCGUGAAGACUAAUCAGAUCAGAAAGCUAGUUACACAUUUGGGCCGGGCAAAUUUCCUUUCCAGGCUGUUUGAUCUUGAGCUCCGGCCCGAUUUUGAGUCUGAUGAGAUCAUUGAGAAAGUCAGGGUCUUGCCUAGACAGAUUCAUCUACAUGCAGGCACUGAUGCUCCACUCAAUGUUACCUUCAUAAGAGCUCCAUCAAGUGCUCUACUAAAGGUUGACAUUCCUAUCAGCUUUCGUGGUGAGGAUGUCUCCCCUGGUUUGAAAAAAGGUUCAUUCUUGAAUAUUAUCAAGAGAACAGUGAAGUUCAUCUGUCCGGCAGAUAUAAUUCCUCCUCACAUUGACGUUGAUCUAAGUGAGCUGGAUACUGGGGAGAAGAUAGUAAUGGGGGAUCUCAACGUUCAUCCUGCUCUGAAGCUUGUUCAACCUAAAGAUCACCCUGUUUGCAAGAUUAUGGGAGGGCGGGUUUCUGACCAAAAGAAGACGAAAUAAUUUCUCAAUUUUGUUCAUCUUUUGUUAAAAUUCUGGAUGAUGUAAUUUUUCUACCCUGGUCUCAUUUAUUUGUGCCUUGAUGUUUAGUCAGUUACUCAAUUGUUUGCUUUGAGGGAAAUGGCUUUCAAAAAUGUGCAGACUUAUCAAUAUACAUCAAGAAAUAUCUGCUUUACGCAGUCACAAUUCAAUGUAGAUUGACUUCUAAUGUGCU